Molecule: messenger RNA, 846 nt
Organism: Triticum turgidum subsp. durum (durum wheat)
Lineage: Eukaryota; Viridiplantae; Streptophyta; Magnoliopsida; Poales; Poaceae
Source: the annotation of a GenBank genome assembly
AUGGCAACACUAGUCACUCCGGCUGCCCGGGCGUCCGAACUGAUGGCGCAGGGACGCAAGUCCGCCGCCGCCCUCGAGGCCCUGCUCCAGGUCCAGGACGACCACGCCGGGAUACGGGAGCUCGCCGCCGAGAUCCUUUGCUGCUGCGACCGCGCCCUCGCCGCCCUCCACGGCAAACCAGGCCGGAAGAAGCGCAAGUUGGGGCCCCAGAGCGCAGCCACUGAGACAACCCAGACCAAAAGAAGGACGCGCGCGAGCAGCAGAGAGACGGCGGCGACGCCGACGAGGGUGGAGACGAAGCAGAACUGGGACGACGGCUUCGUGUGGACCAAGUACGGGCAGAAGCACAUCCGGGGCAGCGACCACCCGAGGCACUACUUCAGGUGCGCCGAUUACACGCUCGACGCCGGCGGCUGCCCGGCCAGGAGGCAGGUCCAGCGGUCGGAGGAGCACGACCCUCCCCUCUACGUCCUCACCUACUUCGCCGACCACACCUGCUGCCACGGUGGCGAGGCGGCGUUCGCCGCCUUGGACGACGUCAAGAUCCUCGACUUUGGGUCCGUGGGCAGCCGCUCGCCACGGCCUGACGACGGUGACGAUCCGAGUGGAAAAACCUCACUCUCGGAGGAGCUCCCAGCCGAGGUGGCCAAAGUCGAGUCAACGCCGUUGCCAGACAUGCGGCCGGCGGGGAAAGUGGCGGAGCUGAGCUCCUCCACCGACGACAUCCAUUGUUCCUCCUCCUGGGAGUCAGCGGCUGUCUGCUCUGACUGGGAUUUCUUUGGCAACUGCUCCUUUGAUUACGUUAGCGAGUUCUUCGAUGUUGAAGACAUUGCUUUGUACCGAUAG